Colletotrichum siamense is the source of this 2178-nucleotide messenger RNA. RefSeq lists its product as uncharacterized. Bases 1 to 2178 code for a protein of 725 amino acids. The record is from RefSeq and is a predicted model, not a curated record. The transcript is spliced from 2 exons. NCBI's taxonomy places the organism in Eukaryota, Fungi, Ascomycota, Sordariomycetes, Glomerellales, Glomerellaceae.
AUGGAAGAGCCGACACUCCGACUACAAACAACCGCCCACGGCGAGGCCAUGCGAUGCUACCGAAAUCAGUCACUGCCCGGAAUGGACCUGCUCAACGACGGGGUAGAGUACAACACCGCGAAACAAUGCACCAGCGUCGCGCGCCAAAACGGGAUACGCGGGGCUAUGAGCGAGAUCUACGGCUGCACGCACUGGUACUUCAGCUUUGAGGGACACAAGGGCUGUGGAGACUGGCAGGCCGCCCUCGGCAUCACGUUCCGAGUACAGCAUUUGAGCUGGUACAGCAUGGCGGGCGAGGCAAAGCGGGAUUUUCCUGCGAGCAUCAACUAUCAGAGCCCGUGGUACAAGGAGUACAAGUAUAUCGAAGACCACUUCGCCAGAGUCGGCGUCGCCAUGACCCGCGGGCGCGCCGUGACGCGAGUGGCCGUCAUUCACCCCAUCGAAAGCGCUUGGCUUUGUUUCGGACCGAACAACAGUGGCGAUGACGAACUCGGGCGACGGGAUCAGUACUUCGCUGAGUUGACGAACUGGCUGCUUCAAGGGCUGGUCGACUUUGACUUUAUCUCCGAGACUCUGUUGCCCAGUCAGAUCGGAGAGGAUGUGUCUGCAUCACUGAAAGUUGGCCAUUGUAGUUACGAUGUGAUCAUUUUACCUCAGCUGAGAACCAUUCGCUCAACUACGCUCAGCAUUGUCAAGAGGUUCGCCGCUGCUGGGGGCAAGGUCAUUAUCGCUGGUAAUGGGCCAAGCCUAGUUGACGCCCAGGCCGUAUCCCCGGAUUUGAGCCUGGACAUUGAGCCCUGUACGAAGUUGGCAUGGGAUCAGGCUGAAAUAUUGAACAACCUCUCCGAGAACCGGGAUGUGGCCGUUGAAGUGAAGGAUGGAAAGCCGGCACAAACUCUGCUUUAUCAGAUGCGUGAAGAUGGCGAAGAAAGAUUUGUCUUCAUCUGCAAUACGGACCGUAGCAAGCCCCACGAUACCACGGUCAAGAUCAAAGGCGACUGGGAAGUUGAAGUCUUGGACACAUUCAAGGGCUCAACGCAUCAGCUCAAGGCAGAAAUUGACGGAGGCUGGACAGUCUUCGACCACAGGUUUGAAGGAUGUUCCAGCCUAUUGCUCCGUCUAUCUGCAGUGCCAGCUGAAAAGCUCUCCUUCGUUGAUGUUGCCGGCGCUGUGACUUUGUCACCACCAAAAGCGGAGUCAGUCGAGCUGAAACUCGAGGAAGUGGUGUUAUCCGAGCCAAACGUCUUGCUAUUGGACUACGCCUGCUACAGAAUCGACGAUGAGCCAUGGGAAGACUCGAAUCGCCAAGAGAUUCUUAAAAUUGACAACGAGAUCCGGUCCCGGCUGCGACUGCCAGCAAAAGGCAUGGCAUGGAAACAGCCAUGGAGUGUGCCCCCAUCAAAACGCUUGCCAAGGGUCUAUGUUGAUCUCCGCUUCGAGUUCGAAUCAGAGCUCAUUAUCAAAACACCUACCUACCUGGCGAUGGAGAACCCCGAAAACGCCAGAAUCACAAUCAAUGGUCAUAAGCUGCCCGUGUACGACGCGAAGCUGUCGUGGUGGGUCGAUGAGGACAUCAAGACUGUGCCGGUGCCGAAGAGGGCCAUCCGCAAGGGAAAGAACGUCAUUGAGCUCAGCAUGCCGUUUGGUGUCUUGACGAACCUAGAGAGGAUCUACUUGCUGGGCAGCUUCAGCAUAGAUUUCAAGAACAACAGGCCGAUUGUACGAGAACGCCGACAGAGUCUAGGCUGGGGAGACGUCGUCGCGCAGGGACAUCCGUUCUACGCAGGAAACAUGACUUACAACUGCAGCUUCUCGCUCAACACGCGGUCCAACGUCACCCUUUCGAUCCCACAUUUUGCCACGCCUGUGGUCAAGGUUCAAUGGGGCAAGGAACAGAGCGACCACAUCGCACUUCGACCCAGAGCUCUGGAUCUAGGGGAACUAGAUGGCGGGAGGCAUGAUAUCACCAUCACAGCCUUUGGGUGUCGGUACAACGCUUUCGGCCACAUUCACUUGGCUGAUGGAAUCCCGGGAUGCUCUCCCGAGCAGUGGCGGACUGGCGGUGCAGCUUGGAGCGAUGAGUACAUGUUGAAGCCCGUAGGAGUGUUGGAGAAACCGUCCAUGCGAGUCGAGCCAAAGGCCGAUGCCGGCGAGGACUGGGUUGUACUGACUGAAUAA